GACACGUGGCUACUACAACCCGACUGCUCGGCAGUAACAUGUGAAGCGUCUUGCUGGGCAUUUCCUCAGAUAUCAGAAUAGCUCGGGUUCUUCCAGAAGCGAGAGCUGCACACUGAGCCAGAGCGCAUAAGUUGCUAUAAGGCCUGGUUCCCGGUGUGUGGCGAGUCUGCUGUCCGGCAUGGAGGCUCUGCUGAAGCGGGAAUUGGGCACCUCCACUCUGAAAGCCACCGGACACUCAGGGGGAGGCUGCAUUAGCGACGGCCUGAGCUACGACACCGACUCGGGCAGAGUGUUCGUGAAGAUAAACCAUAAGAGCCAGGCCAGAAAGAUGUUUGAUGGAGAGAAAGCAAGCUUGGAAGCCAUCUGGGCUACAAAUACAGUUAAAGUCCCAAGACCAGUGAAGACUGUGGAUCUGGAAGGAGGUGGAGCGGUGUUAAUUAUGGAGCACAUAGACAUGAGAUCCCUGAACAGGUACUCUGCUCGUUUGGGGGAGCAGCUAGCUGACCUGCACCUACAUAAUAAAAGACAGAAAGAGAAACAGAACAAGGCUGAGCAGACUGUUGGAAAAGUUCAAAGUGACAUUCCCGUCAUUGACAAGUUUGGGUUCCAUACAGCAACAUGCUGCGGCUACAUCCCUCAGGUGAAUGAUUGGCAGCCUGAUUGGGUGUCAUUUUAUACCCAGCAGAGACUUCAGCACCAGCUCAGCUUAGUGGAGCAGUCUUAUGGGGACAGAGAAGCCAGAGAAUUGUGGGUCCACCUCCAGCUGAAGAUACCACAACUGUUUGCUGGUAUAGAGGUGGAGCCAGCGCUGCUUCAUGGGGACCUGUGGAGCGGUAACGUGGCAGAGUACGCCGACGGCCCGAUCAUCUUCGACCCUGCCUCAUUUUAUGGCCAUUCGGAAUUUGAGCUGGCCAUUGCAGGAAUGUUCGGCGGCUUCGGUAAACACUUUUACAACGCCUACCAUGAGAAGAUCCCAAAGGCCCCAGGGUUUGAAAAGAGGCAUCAGCUGUACCAGCUCUUCCACUACCUUAACCACUGGAAUCACUUUGGCAGCAGUUACAGGGGUUCCUCCCUACGGAUCAUGAAAGAUCUUUCCAAGUAGAUGUGACGUGAUUUCCCGUACUGAUAGUCAGCUGUGUUGCCAUUGUUGCUGGUUGCUCUAAUUUCUGAAUGCUGAAGAUUUUUUUUUUGAAUAAAUAUUUAGCAAUUAACAUUGUUUUUAACUUUUUUUUUUUUUUUUUUUUAGGCAGAUGUCCCUUUUCCCCUUUUAUUUUAUUAAACAGGAGAGCACUGGUUAGUUUAAAGACAUCUUAGUUCAUGUACUGAUUUGGUCUUUAAGGAAUCAGAUGCUGUGUUAACAUACAAUAACAUUUACUUUCAUGAUUUUUGGGGCUGCAUGCAAGAUCUUGCUCAAUAGUUUUGCAUAGUCAAGCUGACAAUCAACUGCUUUGCUACAAACUUAACUGUACAUGGUGUAUAUUCAUAGGUAAUUUUUUUAUUUUAAUUUACAUACAGUACUAUGCAAAAGUUUUAGGUGUGGAAGCUGAUUCCCACUGGGUAAAGGAGGAAGAAAAAAAAAAAAAAUCUUUAAAAAUAAAUAAAAUCGGUUGCUCCAUUUCUGGCAGCAGUAUGUCAAACUUGCACUUGGAAUCUCAAACCUUGCCCCAUGACAAUUAUUAAAUUUAAAAAAGCCAGUCAUUAUAACAGUAUGUUGCUUAUAGUCUCAAAACAAAGUGAAUUUAUGAAAAUAGAAGUCAUUACAACAAUGGCCGUUAAAACUGAGGGGAAAAUUUUUUUUUUUUUAUUAUUUUAAGAUACCAAGUCAAUUUUUUCAUGCUGCUGCCUCGAAGGAGAAAGUCAGAACACUGACAAAAAAAAAAAAAAAAAAAAAAAAAAAAACAUAAACCCCAAAUAAAUGGUACAUUGUCCGUUAAAAGGAUGUUAAUUGACAUUGUUUUUUUUGUUUGUUUUUUUCGUAUUUAUUCUCAAGUUUUUCCAGACAGGAACACACUACAACAGAGAUACAGCCUUUUUAAACAAAUUUCAUGGCUCCCAAAAACCUUUACACAGUACUGUAAGAAAAUCCGUUAAAUGAAAUAACCUGAAAGAAGAUCGAAUCUGUCAAAACUUACAUUCCAUUGAUAUGCUGGCAUUCUGUUAAACGCAGCUGAACUGCUCCUCUCUACAGAACUUAACAUAAAAACUAGAUGGUUGACCUUGUGCAUCAGUAUAACUGCAUGCGUUAGUAAAGCACCGUUUUUGCACACUGUGGUGAAGUCAAACCGGUCAUCGUUCAGAACGCUUGAUCUGCUCAUGAUGGAAUGCAGUUGGUCUCUUAACAGACAAGUCUUAACAUCAGAGUGGACUUCUGUAUGUGUACAUAACUAAAUAAAGAACUCUGAAAUCAG
Molecule: messenger RNA, 2408 nt
Organism: Pygocentrus nattereri (red-bellied piranha)
Lineage: Eukaryota; Metazoa; Chordata; Actinopteri; Characiformes; Serrasalmidae
Product: fructosamine 3 kinase related protein
Exons: 6
Coding region: 179-1102 (307 amino acids)
Source: RefSeq, a predicted model, not a curated record